Molecule: messenger RNA, 921 nt
Organism: Clonostachys solani
Lineage: Eukaryota; Fungi; Ascomycota; Sordariomycetes; Hypocreales; Bionectriaceae
Source: the annotation of a GenBank genome assembly
AUGACCGAAUGGUAUCCUCCACCGGGCUCCGACGGGAUUCUGCUCUUGAAGAUUAACACCGCCUUCAUUGCUGUUUCUACUGUCAUUGUAGCGACUCGCCUGAUAAUAAGAGCGUUUGUAAUUCGCAAUCUCGGCAUCGAUGACCUGGUCUCUACCAUUGGGCUUUCUCUAACCGCCUUAGCCGUCUUCAAUGGGUCAGGAACACGAAUGGAGGAGGUCCCGCCAGACAAGCGUAUAAAGUUCUUCAAUAUGCUCCCGAUAGAGAGAUUACUCUACUUCUGGGCGAUAGGUUUUGUGCGGCUCUCCGUGGUUGCCUUCUAUCCUCGCCUUAAAUGCAACGACAGGUGGUUCGCUUGGAGUAUCUACAUCAUUGUCUUUGUCAUUGCGGCCAGCACAAUUAUUCCCUUCUUCUUCUUCCUGGUCGACUGUAAGCACAUCCCUGAUUUGUGGGAUUAUGCGGCGCCACACAGAGAAUGUCGCGAUAUCUGGCCACAGCUAUGGAUGCUAUGGGCAACCUGUGCCGUAGGGAUCGCCCUUGAUAUGUGUCUACUCGCUGUCCCAAUUGUGGUGAUUUGGAAAUCGAUGAAGUUUUCCAAUAAACUACCUCAAGUACUCCUUGUGUUCUCCGUUGGCAUUUUUGCCAUGAUUACUUCGGUGGUCCGCUUGGUUAUAAUGUCCACUACCAACUACGAAAUAGAUACGACCUAUAAGAUGAUUACCAUUGGUCUCUGGACAAGUCUUGAAGGCCACGUUGGGCUCUGGAGUGCAUGCUUUCCAGCUCUGCAGCCUCUUCUCCGAGACAUUGGGCAUUUCUGGUUCAGCUUACUUGGUAAAGGCGGAUCUCUCAGGAAGAGUACUGAAGCCAGAAAAAACCUCGCCGAGAGCUCUGAAGCGAACAGCCGCAAUAUCUCUGCUAUCUGA